Micropterus salmoides (largemouth bass) is the source of this 2620-nucleotide messenger RNA. RefSeq names its product paired box 8 (gene pax8). The transcript has 12 exons. Gene Ontology annotation, biological process: anatomical structure development; regulation of transcription by RNA polymerase II. The record is from RefSeq and is a predicted model, not a curated record. Lineage: Eukaryota; Metazoa; Chordata; Actinopteri; Centrarchiformes; Centrarchidae. The coding region runs from base 274 to 1662 and encodes 462 amino acids. Gene Ontology annotation, molecular function: RNA polymerase II cis-regulatory region sequence-specific DNA binding; DNA-binding transcription factor activity, RNA polymerase II-specific.
CACACACAGCACAACACAAGAGCAGCCCGGGCACACACCGUGUCACACCACCAGAGACCCCAUCAUUUGGAUAAUAUCUAAAUAUCUGUGGGACGAGUUUUUUAUUGUCUGUUAUUUGAGCUGCGUCGUUGAAAGCGUGUGGUCGACAGUGACGCUCAGGAGUGACACUGAUGCCAGACGAGGCAGGGCGGGGAGUAAAAACACUUUAACUGGGACAGCGUGGAGGAGAGCGUCACGUUCAGCUGGUGGAGCAAGGACCAAAUACUCAGGGAUAUGUCCACCAACAGUGGAAGAGGUCAUGGGGGUCUUAACCAACUAGGUGGAAUGUUUGUUAAUGGACGCCCGCUUCCGGAGGUGAUCCGGCAACGCAUCGUGGACAUGGCCCACCAGGGGGUUCGGCCCUGUGACAUCUCGCGGCAGCUCAGAGUCAGCCACGGCUGCGUCAGCAAGAUCCUGGGACGUUACUACGAGACAGGCAGCAUCAAGCCUGGCGUGAUCGGCGGCUCUAAGCCCAAGGUGGCCACCCCGAAGGUUGUGGACAAAAUCGCAGAGUACAAGAGGCAGAAUCCCACCAUGUUCGCCUGGGAAAUCAGGGACAGACUGCUGGCAGAGGGAGUGUGUGACAGUGACACGGUGCCCAGCGUGAGCUCCAUUAACAGAAUAAUUCGAACAAAGGUCCAGCAGCCGUUCAAUCUGCCUCUGGAUGGAAAAGGCCUGAGUCCGGGGCAAACUUUAAUCCCCAGCUCGGCAGUCACCCCUCCCGAGUCUCCACAGUCGGACUCUUUGGGCUCCACCUACUCCAUCAGUGGCUUGUUGGGUAUCCCCCAACCCAGCGCCGAGGGCAAGAGGAGCCACGAUGACAGUGAUCAGGAGAGUUGUCGGCACAGCGUGGACUCUCAGGGUAGCGGAGGCGUCCCAAGGAAACAGAUGAGGGUGGAUCACUUCUCCGCGGCCACGCAGCAUCUGGACUGUGGGUUUGAUCGGCACCACUAUCCGCCGGACUCAUUCGGCUCCGCCUCCAGCAGCAAGACAGAGCAGACUUUGUACCCGCUAUCCCUCAUCAAUGGCAGUCUAGACGAGGCAAAGACCAGCCUCUCAACAUCCAGCUCUGCCAUUGGACGGAAUCUGACUGCGCACCAGAGCUACACCAUGGUGACUGAGCCCCUACAGUCCCUGCCGCUCUGUCUAAAACAGGAAAUGUCCCCAGAAGUAACCAGCACGAGCCCCUCCCCAAACAUGGCAGCGUCCAACCUGGCGUUCGUGGAACUGCAGGCGCUGCAGAAGCCCGUUUCUGUCAGCAGCAGCUGCAGCAACUCCAACCAUUUCCCCAACGCCUUCAACUCAUUCUCCCAUCAUGCACCAGUGUACGGGCAGUUCGGCAGUCAGUCCAUCAUCUCAGGUCGUGACAUGGUGAGCUCCACCUUGCCAGGCUACCCACCUCACAUCCCAUCCCCUGCCCAGUCAGGAUACUCCUCCUCCGCCAUCACGGGCAUGGUUGCAGCAGGUGCAGACUACACAGGUCAGACCUACAGCCAUUCGCCCUACACCUCCUACAGUGAAGCCUGGAGGUUCACCAACUCCAGCAUACUGGGUUCACCCUAUUAUUACAGCUCGGCCUCCCGCACCGCUCCCCCCUCCGCAGCCGCCUACGACCACCUCUAGUCCCUGCUGCAUGGACAGACUCUGCGCUGGUACUGGACCUGACUCGACCCGGGGCCAAGACCGGAGAACAUUACAUCAGCUGACACACAUCUGACCAUGGACCAAGGCAUGAAAGUCAAAACUGGAUGUGAACUUGAGACUCUGCUGAUGAACCAGCAACACAUUUGUUUGUUUUUAUAUCCUCUCAUGGUCUACUACUCACCAGUUAUUUAUUUGUCAGUACUGAUACCGUUGCCCAGGGUAACUCUGACUCAUGCACGUUUACACAUUGCUAACACUGAACUCCAACCUAGAGCCUGUUUCCAGAGACUCAGCCCAACAUCUCACAUCAAGGUGCAUAUCUUCAGUAUAUAGAGCUCUUUAACGCUGUUUUGGCCAAAGACUUAAUUUUUCGCACAUCUGCAACUUGACUCCACUGAUCCAGUGAAUACGGAUAUGCAACUUCUUAUACUGAACUAUGCCUGCUUUUGUUUACAAUGUUUUUGUCCCAUCAUCACUAAAUGAAUUCCUUUUUGUGAUCAGUGUCUGCUUGCAAAUUCAUUUUGUGACUUGUUUUCACUGUAAAUUCAGAGAUUUUUUUAAAGAGCGUUCCCAUAGUGAAAAUAGAGUAAAAGGUGACACAGUUGCAACAAAAUGCCCUCAUAUGCCCCUCAAAAACAAUUAAUGCAUUUGUCUAGCAAUAUGUACAUAUUGUAAAUGAUGAAUUACUUAUGGGGAAGUGAAGCAGUUUUACGCAGAGAGUGACCAAUGAGGGCGGGGGACGAUGGUGAUGGCUACUAAAACCAACAAGGCUUGAAAUACAUUUGUUUUGCGUCAGAUAACUUUAGUUUGUUGUCAUGCUGAUGUUAUGAUGUUUGGUAAGAACUGUGACUAUUUUUUCUUAUACUGUUAUUAAUAUUAUUGCAGAUGUAAAUAAUGAAUUUCUAAAGAAUUAUUUUAAUUAAAGCAUGACAAAUUU